AUGUCAAUUUCAACUAUCAGACGCCAAGUGAAAAAUGUCGCUUAUAAUUUCUCGGACGCACAAGUUAAAGUUCGAGAAGCUACCAGUAAUGAUCCUUGGGGACCCUCUACGGCGCUAAUGUCCGAAAUCGCAGAUUUAACGCAUAAUCCAAUGUCAUUUACUGAGAUUAUGUCAAUGCUUUGGAAAAGAUUAAAUGAUCAUGGUAAGAAUUGGAGGCAUGUGUACAAAAGUCUUGUUCUUUUGGAUUAUUUAAUAAAGUGUGGCAGUGAGAAAGUGGCUCAACAGUGUCGAGAAAAUAUCUACUCGAUUGAGACACUAAAAGAUUUCCAAUAUAUUGAAGACAAUAGAGACCAGGGUAUGAAUGUACGAGAGAAAGCAAAACAAAUGGUUAGUCUGCUGUAUGACGAAGAACGACUUAAAAAUGAACGAACCAAGUUCAUGAUGACUAGGAAGAAGUUCAUGUGUGGUUCCGGUAUCUCUUCAGAUGGUUCUAUACGACAUAUGCGUAAAAGCGAUAUUGGUGCUGCCUUUGAAUCAGAACUGGAAGAUGCACGACCGGCAAGUGCUGGUGAAGAAGAAAUGCAGUUACAGAUUGCGCUUGUAUUGUCACGGGAAGAAAAUGAGAAAGAAGAGGAACUGAGGAAAAAGGAUGACAUUGGGUUACAGAUGGCAUUAAAUGAAAGUCGUCGUGAAAUCGCACGGAUGAAUUCCAUGGAUGCUGCUGGUCAAAACACAGUGCCAAGUUCAACUCUUUCGCAAAGUGCGAUCGAUGACUUGUUGUCACUGGGAGUGGGACAACCUGCUGAACAGACAACUCCAAAUCCAUGGGGUGGACCAGUUGCUGAUCCAUGGGCACCGGCCUCUGAUAUUACUCCUGCAGCAAUCGUUGGAUCAUCGCUAUAUUCAAACAUCCAAACGACUAUUAAUGACCCGUGGAUGUUAGCACCUCCAACAACCGGAGUAACAACAAACUCUGUUGACCCAUGGGCUACUCUGCCUUCCCUAACCAGUCAAGCUGCGGUUCCUAGUUCUGAGGAGAAUUCUUCUAAACAAAGAAGCAACACAAAAACACCCGAGAGUUUUCUCGGUGAAAAUUCAUCCCUUGUAAAUUUAGACAAUCUACUUGGGACAACAAAUAGCAACGCAAAACCAGCCAGCAAUCCAUUUCUUUCUGGUACUGGCGCAACGGUACCAGUAAAUCCAUUUAUCGCUCAACAGCGCCCAUCACCAUCGCUUAAUGAAAUGAUGAGUCAAAGCCGCAUACCGUCAACAGGAAAUUUCGCCCAGUCAGCUGUGCAGCCACCACUGAUGCCAGUCCCUACGUCGGUGCCAACCCAAUCUACCAAUCCAUUCUGCUAA
This is a messenger RNA of Brugia pahangi, 1359 nucleotides long. Lineage: Eukaryota; Metazoa; Nematoda; Chromadorea; Rhabditida; Onchocercidae. The record is from the annotation of a GenBank genome assembly.